AUCGCGCGAUCUUCCAGGGAGCACAACAACCGCCCGACCGGGUCUACGGACUUCUGAAACGCUCCUUAACUUCUAUUCUUCGACCUCGCCCUGCCUUUACCCGCACGCGCUACUUACCGCGUCUAAUUUCUUCGCUUCGUCAUCCACUUACCGCCAACCGCCAAACACCAUGUCCCGCGGUAACCAGCGCGAGAAGGCCCGUGAGGCUAACCUCAAGAAGCAAGCUGCUCAGAAGAAGGUCAACACCAAGAGCGGCACUGAGAUGCAGCGCGAUAAGGAAGCUGUCGCCGCCCUCAUGAGGGCCAAGCAGGCCGCCGCCGAUGCGAAGAGGGCUGCUGAGGCUGCCAAGAAGAAAUAAACGGCCAUCUCAAACAGUCCAACUACCCACGUGGUUGGAGGAGAUACGAAUCUGAUCAACGGGAACUCGUCUUUCUCGCUGCGCGAUUAUCUUUGUUUACCUCAUCCCCAUAGUCGACAGCGACUAUAAGCAGUUGCGGGGAUGCCCCCGUGUCUAUCAGACCGGGAUCGGUCUUUCCAUCCAUCUUUAUACCGUUCGG
Molecule: messenger RNA, 557 nt
Organism: Neurospora hispaniola
Lineage: Eukaryota; Fungi; Ascomycota; Sordariomycetes; Sordariales; Sordariaceae
Exons: 3
Coding region: 170-358 (62 amino acids)
Source: RefSeq, a predicted model, not a curated record